Molecule: messenger RNA, 1986 nt
Organism: Ilex paraguariensis (yerba mate)
Lineage: Eukaryota; Viridiplantae; Streptophyta; Magnoliopsida; Aquifoliales; Aquifoliaceae
Source: the annotation of a GenBank genome assembly
AUGAAGUUCCUAAAGAAAGUCGAUGGCCCCAGUAGGGCAGGAUCUGAUGCUAAUGUGCCUCAGGAUUCCAUUGCUAAUCGAAUUUCCAAGGAAAAUGAUCGCCUCCCUGAAGGACCAGAUAAUGGUUCUGCUUCAUUGGGUCAUGCUGUUAACAAUGUGACAGAUGGUGAAGAGCUGGAAAUGGGCUCUCCUGGAGGUACAGUUUCUUCGUGCAAUGUUCCCACUUUGGCAUUUCCAUCUAUCUCAACAGCGGAUUUCCAGUUCAACAUUGAGAAAGCAUCUGAUAUUAUUGUCGAGAAAGUUGAGGAAUUUGUGAAAAAGCUUGGAGAUGCUAGGCUUGUUUUGGUAGACUUGUCUCAUAAAUCAAAGAUAUUGGCUUUGGUUAGGAUCAAAGCCACUCAAAAGAACAUUGACUCCAGUAAGUUCCACACAUUUGUUGGAGAUAUAACUCGACUUAGUUCAGAAGGAGGUUUACGCUGCAACGUAAUUGCUAAUGCUGCCAACUGGCGACUGAAACCAGGAGGUGGAGGCGUGAAUGCUUCUAUAUUUAGUGCUGCAGGUGCCGCCCUAGAGACUGCAACAAAAGAGCGUGCUGUAUCUCUUACCCCCGGGAAAGCUGUAAUCGUCCCUCUUCCUUCAACUUCUCCGUUAUUUAGUAGGGAAGGAGUUACCCAUGUCAUACAUGUCCUUGGACCAAAUAUGAAUCCGCAGAGACCAAAUUGUCUCAACAAUGACUAUAUUAAAGGCUGUGAAAUUCUUCGUGAGGCUUACUCAUCAAUCUUUGAAAGUUUUGCAUCUAUAGUGAGGACCCCCAAAAAUUUGUCCAUGGAAAGCUAUGAAAAACAAGUGUCAGGUUUGUCAGAUUCUCAGAAUCACUUUGAGAUUAGUCCUAUGGAUCAAUUUUUAAAUAGUGAACUGAAAUUCAAGAGAGAGGGUGUCCAUGAAUCUGGGGGAAACAAAAAGUGGAAGCCACUUCAGGAUGAACUUGGAUCUAAUUCAAGAAAUUCAAAAAAUAGAGAGAACAAUCCAAACAGUGAAAAGAAUGGUGGAAGCAUGACCAAGUCAUGGGGAUUCUGGGCUCAAGCUCUUUACCGCAUUGCCAUGUUUCCUGAGAGGCAUAAGAAUGAUGUAAUAGAAAUAUCAGAUGAUGUUGUGGUACUGAAUGAUCUUUAUCCAAAGGCACAAAAGCACCUUGUGGUGAUGGCACGAGCUGAAGAUCUUGAUUGUCUUGCAGAUGUACGUGAAGAACACCUCCAGUUGUUGAGGACGAUGAAUACCAUGGGCUUGAAGUGGGCUGAGAAGUUCCUAAGUGAACAUGAAACAUUGGUCUUUCGCCUUGGCUACCAUACAGCACCUUCAAUGCGACAACUGCACCUGCAUGUUAUCAGCCAGGAUUUUGAUUCAGUACAUCUGAAGAAUAAAAGACACUGGAACUCAUUUAAUUCACCAUUCUUCCGGGAUUCAAUAGACGUAAUAGAGGAAGUCGUUAAACAUGGGAAAGCCACAUUGAAAGAUGAUGACAGAUUCCUGUCAAUGGAGUUGCGAUGCCACCGAUGUAGAAGUGCACAUCCAAAUAUACCUCGCCUCAAAACACAUAUAAGCAAGUGUCGAGCCCCUUUUCCUGCUGUUCUACUCCAACCUGGUCAUUUAGUGUGUGCACGAACUAGUGAUGGACUUGUUCAGUAGGAGUGUCCAGGCUAUCCUCCAUCAAAAUUUUGCCUUCUUGUUUAUAACAGUCUCUCUGUUUGUGCCCGAGCGUGGGCAUGUAUUCCAUCUUCACGAGGCUCUUAGGGCCUGUUUGGUAUGUUUUUGGGAGGGAUUUGGAUUGACUUGUCUAAACUCGGGUUUGACCAAAGAUGGAAUUCAAGGAAGGGAUUCAAUAUUUCAUGUUGUCCAUAUCCAUGUUUGGUAUGUGCAGGAAUAUAUGAUUGUUAUGAUAAUAUAUUUGUAUUUAAAUGAUUAUUGUGCCCUUUAACUAAUUUAAUU